UGGUUGUAUAAUCCCAAAUCUCAAGUCCUCAGAAUGACCACGUGUGGAAUUUGAACAAUAUUUAAAUUUUAAUUUGAUAAUUAAUAGCUUUCAAAAUAAGUUUCGAAUUCUAGAAAACUAGUUACUGAUUUAUUUCACUUUACUUUAAGAUGAAGCUAAUUGUAAGACUCCUGACUUUAGAGUAAAAAUAUUACGACUUACAAGCCCUUACUCGUCAGUGUAAACUUCUUAGUACUACUAUAAAUUGAAUUUUGAAGUGAGUUUUUGAUAGGUAAUGAACUCGUAGUUAAUAUCAACAUGGAAAAAACCCCAGAGGCAGCCAGUGAUUCCGAGUCUAGUGUGUAUUCUGAUCUUGAAGAGGAAGAAGAUGCCAACACUUCAGAUGAUGCCAGCAGUUCUAAUGAACAGGAAUCUGCAGAUUCAAAUAAUGACAAAGAUUCAGAAAAUGAGAACUUGAAAGAUCACCAUGAAGACCAAAGAAAUGGAGAAUACUUUUUAAAGAAAAAUUCUGAAGAGAAGAAAGUGGAACAAGUUGAAGAAUAUGCCGUGGAUUCUUCUGAUGAAGAGGAUUUACGAAACACUGUAGGAAAUAUUCCAUUGAGGUGGUAUGAUGAAUAUCCUCAUAUAGGUUAUGACUUGGAAGGGAAAAAGAUCUUAAAACCCAUGAACUCUGAUGAACUGGAUCAAUUCUUGAAAAAAAUGGAUGAUCCAAAUUACUGGAGAACAGUAAGAGAUAAUACGACAGGACAAGAUGUCAUACUCACUGAUAAUGAUCUAGAGCUGAUCCAACAGAUCCAGAAAGGCCGUUAUCCAGAUUCUUCUUAUGAUCCGUACGAGGUCAGGGAGGUCAUAUAUAACUUUGCAACGGAACAGGAAGAAAAGUGGAGAAGUAAGGAACCGGAAGAGAGAAAGACAAAUUUCAUUCCUCAGAAGUUUUCUUGCCUUAGAAUGGUGCCAAUGUAUGCGGAUUUGAUCAAAGAACGAUUUGAACGGUGUUUGGAUCUUUACCUUUGUCCACGUGAGCGAAAGAUGAGAGUGAAAAUAAACCCUGAAGAACUGAUUCCUAAACUUCCAAAGCCAAAAGAUCUUCAACCUUUCCCUACCGUGGAGUCCAUCGUGUACCUUGGACAUACAGAUAUCGUAAGAAGCAUUACCGUGGAACCAGUUGGACAGUUUCUUGCAUCAGGGGGUGAUGAUAUGACUGUUAAGUUCUGGGAAGUCCUAACUGGUCGGUGUAUGAAAACCAUUCACUUCAACGGGAAAGUGAAAAAUGUUGCGUGGUGUCCAAAUACAUCUGUUUGUUUGAUUGCUGUGGCUGUGGAAGAGAAGGUGUAUAUUAUCAACCCUGGUCUCGGAGACAAACUGGUUAUCAGUAACACAGACAGUCUCCUUCAAACACCUCUCGAAGAUGUGGGAGCUCAAAAACAACAAAUUAUUAGCUGGUCUACAGCAGACAAUGAGCAAUGGACACAAGGCAUCAGAUGUACGGUCGUUCAUCCUCGUGACGUCCAUCAGAUCACGUGGCACUCCAAGGGAGAUUACUUUGCCACAGUAAUGAUGGAAGCAGGAAAUCAAUCUGUUAUAAUCCAUCAGCUGUCCAAGCGACAUUCUCAGUUGCCUUUCCAACGGUUAAAAGGGAAUGUACAGAAAGUGUUGUUUCACCCCCUGCGGCCAUAUUUCUUCGUGGCUACACAGCAGUAUGUUAGAGUGUACAAUCUUCUCAAACAAGAGAUCUCCAAGAAACUGCUCACCAACUGUAAAUGGGUUUCCAGCCUUGCCAUUCACCCUAAAGGUGAUAACAUCAUUAUAGGGAGUUAUGACAAGAGGCUGAGUUGGUUUGACUUGGAUCUUUCGACAAAACCAUAUAAAACAAUGAGACACCACAAAAAAGCCCUGCGGCAGGUAGCAUUCCACAGACGUUAUCCCCUCUUUGCCUCGGCCUCUGAUGAUGGAACUGUCAUUGUCAGUCACGGAAUGGUUUACAAUGACUUACUUCAGAAUCCUCUGAUCGUUCCUGUGAAAAUCCUUCGUGGUCAUAAAGUUACCCAAGACUUGGGUGUUUUUGACUGUUGUUUUCAUCCCUACCAGCCAUGGAUCUUUUCCUCAGGAGCAGAUGCUACCGUUCGACUCUUUACGUGAUCGUUAAGUUCUAGGAAGCAAUGUGUCUCACCUGUUGUAAAGUUAUAUCAAUGUCAAACUGUUUUCCUUUACUAAACAAGUCUCAUUUUAAGUCCACUGUUAGGAUCCCUUGUGGAGGAAUACAUUGUGAGACAUUUCAUCUGACCUGACUCCUAAUGUAUGCAAGGUUAAGAGGAUAAGCACUGAGAAAAUACUUACAACUUUUCUUUCAGCAUCUGUUCAAGAAAGUUAGUGUACAGUCAUUUCUCAUCCAUUGGGUUUUAAUAUUAGUCAAACAUUUUUGUUUUCUAAAUCAAUCUUAAAUCUUGUCGUAAAAAUUUUAAAAGCACAUAAUAGUAUUUGAUGUUAUCGUAAGUCUCAUAUUUGUUUUGUUCAAGAUAUUAAAAAAUUAUGGAAAAUUA
This is a messenger RNA of Limulus polyphemus (Atlantic horseshoe crab), 2540 nucleotides long. Its product is annotated as ribosome biogenesis protein bop1-like. The transcript is spliced from 15 exons. Gene Ontology annotation, molecular function: protein binding; ribonucleoprotein complex binding. Gene Ontology annotation, cellular component: PeBoW complex; preribosome, large subunit precursor. Bases 298 to 2139 code for a protein of 613 amino acids. Gene Ontology annotation, biological process: ribosome biogenesis; maturation of LSU-rRNA from tricistronic rRNA transcript (SSU-rRNA, 5.8S rRNA, LSU-rRNA). The record is from RefSeq and is a predicted model, not a curated record. NCBI's taxonomy places the organism in Eukaryota, Metazoa, Arthropoda, Merostomata, Xiphosura, Limulidae.